Triticum aestivum (bread wheat) is the source of this 2565-nucleotide messenger RNA. RefSeq lists its product as uncharacterized. The transcript has a single exon. NCBI's taxonomy places the organism in Eukaryota, Viridiplantae, Streptophyta, Magnoliopsida, Poales, Poaceae. Bases 1 to 2565 code for a protein of 854 amino acids. The record is from RefSeq and is a predicted model, not a curated record.
AUGGCUGCACCAUGGAUGGAACAUCUGGUGAAGUGGUUGAGUGACUACAUAUUCCGGAUAGUGCCACUUCUCAGCCUAUUCAUGUAUCUUAUCCUCGCCGUCUUCUCCGACAGUCGGCGGCGUGAAAACAAAGGUUGGAAGAGAGCUUGGAAGAGACUGUUGGUAUGGUUGGCGUACCAGCUGACCGACUGGGGCCCGGCAUAUGUCAUCAGCAACCUGUACCUCGAAACGAAGCCGCAUGAAAAGAUGAGCAUUGCCUUCUGGGUGCCGUUCCUCCUGCUGCACCACGCUCGCCCGGACAACAUCAGCGCCUACGCCAUGGAGGACAGUAAGCUCUGGCUGCGCCUGUGUCUGUUAGCCCUCCUUAAGUCUGCGGGAUCCUUCAUUAUUGUGUACAGGUUUAUACUUGAUGAACAUACCGCCGGGCGAUUAUUGUGCUGGGCAUCCGGCAUCAUGUUAGCCCUCGGCAUUUUGAAGUAUAUGGAGAGUAUACUAGCGCUAUGGCGAAGCGACAUGGGGCACAUCCGGCACAUCGGGUUAUCCGACAAGCAAAAGCUCAACCUCGAUGAUUAUAGAGAUCAAGAGAAGCCGUCAGAACUGGAAGAUGAGAAAGCCCUGCUGGUUGCUCACGACCUGUUCGAGAUCUGCAAGGGAGCCUUCUGUGAUUAUGCAGUAAACAUGGAUCGUGUUGUCGUCAUGGACAUGUUCGCUGAAGAUAGAUGGGGGAGUAUGUGCAAGGUGGUGGAGAUGGAACUCUCCCUUAUGUAUGACAUCCUCUACACCAAGGCAUCCGUAGUCCACACCUGGCAUGGCUAUGUCAUCCGUGUGGCCUCACCGCCCCUCACCGCGGCUGCGCUGCUGCUGUUUAUUCUCCAGUGCAAAAAUGGCAUGAAGCCAUUAGAUGAAAUUGUGAGUUACAUAUUGCUGUGUACGACCUUCCUCCUCGACUUGAGAUGGAUGUUGAGAGCACUAGCAUCAGCAUGGGCACAUUCAUACUUGAAAUGUAUGCCACCCAAUUGGUUGAAGCAUGAAUUUUUGUGCCAGGAGAGAUGGGCGAAGCUCCGUGGGUUGUCACUGCGUCUUUCCCGGCUCUCCUUGUGGUUGUGGACAUGUGCAUGUCCCAAGGAGCCCAGAAGCUACAGAAGGCGGGCUGGCAGCUUCGGGCAGUGUAACUUGUUGAAGCAGUGCACUGCUGGAAACAGGCACAACCUACACAGCAUACCUAGACUGGUGAUUGAAUGGGAAGGCCACUCAAGUUGGAGGGACUUUGAAUGGGAAGACCAUUCCAGGGGCCUUGAGAUUCCAGAGUAUGUCAAGGAGGUGGUGUUCACUAACAUAUGGGAAAAUUUAUUCCGUGAUCCAGUGGAGCAGCUCAGGCAGGACCGUAUGGGUAUUAGUGCUACUGCUACGCCAACAAAUCCACCCCCUGAUGAAGGUAGAGCUGCGCCAUCAAAUCCAUCCUACCCCACUCAAGUUAAGCAACCAGCUCCGGUCCGUUUCCCAGUGAUACCUAGGCCACAAAAUCCACCCCCUCGUGUGGCCCCUGUGGGUAGAGCUGUGCCAUCAAAUCCAUGCCCAGCCCCUGAGACAUUUACGCCACCACGUCAGCUCCGUCUCCUUCUGAGACUUGUUCCACCAAAUUCACCCACUGAAGAGCAAGCUACAGAGCACUCGACUGAUCACUGGAGGUAUAAUCAAGCCCCGUCUGAAUCCUAUGAGCAAGUUAAUGUUAAUCUAUGGAGGGCCAAUUCUGAAGGGGCCCCGCCCCAAACCAACGAGAAAGCUGCUGACAUCAUCAACCAGACGACUCCGUUAGAUGCAAAUAUGGAGUUCCGACCUGAGCUUCAAGAAGCUAUCCUCGUCUGGCACAUCGCCACGGACGUCUUCCUCUUGUGCAGCCCCACCCCCACAGAACAGGCCAAAGAUAAAGAGGCGAUCAAGCAGAUAUCAGAUUACAUGAUGUUCCUCGUCGCCAAACGCCCUGAAAUGCUACCAGGACUUACGCUUCGGAGCCUGCACGAGAGAACACGCCAUGCUCUGGAGUUGAUAUGCAAGAAGGCCAAACACACUAGUACUAAUGGUGGAACAAACGACAAGGCGGUUGCCAGAUGGAUGCUGGAUAACCCAAAUUCUGCUGUCUGGGAAGAAACUCAAGACCAAGGCGAGGAUAAUUCUAAGGUCCCAGGUACGAUGAGUAUGACUACUGUCUUGGAAGGAACUCAACUUGCCCGGAUGCUGCUACGCCUGCCGCCCGAGGAGGAAAAAUGCAAAUUUACCAAAGGAGUCGUUGCGGUUCAAAAACUUGCAUACUGGAUUCCACGUUUGGCCAAGGAACUUCCUGGGGGCACACAAGGCAUGUUGGAGUUCAUCCUGGAUGCCUGGGUGCGUCUGCUCAUGUUUGCGUCCAUUCGGUGCAGCAGGGAUUCUCAUGCCAAGCGGCUCAGCGGUGGCGGUGAGCUCACGACCCUCGUGUGGAUCAUCACAGAACACACAAACAACAGCGUAGUCAAAAAUCAUCUCAAGUCUGCUCCGCUGCCAACUGCCAUGUUUCUUCCUCCGCAAUAA